AUGUUUUUAAUUAUUUCUAUUUUUUUCUUAACUUUUGCAAAAGAUUCUCCUGAUCCUAAUGAUGCCUUUCUUAAUUAAUCAAUAGCAGUGGUUUUAGGAGGAUAAUAAAAGCAUUAUUAUGACAAUAACAUUGUUGUCCAUUCAUCAACUACAAACUAUGAAAAUAAAUAUUAGGAUGUUCCUUCUAAUUAUUUCGAUGAUGAUGAUGAAACAUCUGAUUUUGUAGAAUAGCUAUCUCCAUACGAUUAUAAUUAAGAAAUAGACUUGAAUGAUUUAAGAGUAUCUAGAAUAUAUUAAAACGUAAAUAAAAAGGAAAUAAUGCCUUUAAUAAUACCUGAAGGAAACAUGAGUAAUUAUGCAGUAAAAAAAUACUUAGGAGAUGGUACAUUUGCAUUUGUUUAAAGCGGAAUAAGGUUAACAGAUGGUAUAGGUGUGGUUUUGAAAUAAAUAAAAUCAAAAUACCUUUGGUGGGCUCGAAUGGAAGCACAUAUAAUCGAUUAAUUGAAUGAGGAAAAGAAUGUUUCAGUAGUGAGAUUGAUAGAUAUGUAUAUGAAUAAUACAAGUCCUGUUUUAGUGUUUUAGGAAUUAUAAAAUAGUAAGACAUUGGAUUAUCGUAUAUAUUCAUUAUAUCAUGAUUUGAAUUUGGAAGAGAUAAAGCGAUUUUAUUUAUAGUUAUUUUAUGGUUUAUAUGUAAGUCAUAAGAAAGGGAUAAUGCAUUUGGAUAUAAAGCCAUCGAAUAUAAUAGUAUCAGAUGAUGAAAUAUAAAUAAUAGAUUGGGGGGUGAGUGAUUUUUAUUAUCCAUUAAAAGAAUAUAGAACGAGAGUUGGUACUCGUCAUUAUCGUGCUCCAGAAUAAUUGAUUCAUUAUAAGAAUUAUGAUUAUGCAGUAGAUGUUUGGGCAUUGGGUUCAAUAUUAGCAUCAACGAUAUUUAAAAAGUAUCCAUUCUUUAAAGGAAAGAACAAUGACGAUUAAUUAUUAUAAGUGGUAAGAGUAUUGGGUUCUAAAGACUUUUUUAUGUUUUGUGAAAAGUACAAUAUAAAAAUAGGAUAAGAGUUAUAAAGAAGAUUAGAAGGAUAUGAAAGAAAGGCAUUAGAGAGUUAUAUUAAUGAAGAGAAUAGAGAAUUAGUUAGUCCAGAAGUAAUUGAUUUAUUAAACAAAAUAUUUGUUUAUGAUCAUAGAAUGAGAAUAUCAGCAGAAGAAAUAGUUUAACAUGAAUUUUUUAGAAGAUGAU
Molecule: messenger RNA, 1231 nt
Organism: Paramecium sonneborni
Lineage: Eukaryota; Ciliophora; Oligohymenophorea; Peniculida; Parameciidae
Source: the annotation of a GenBank genome assembly